UUGAAAUUGAUGGCAAUAGAAUAAGAAAAUAAGGAAAUCAGGCAUAACCAAUUCCUUGCUGAAAUUUCCUGUAAAUCUAAAGAGCAGAAAGAUGUUUAAAAUGAGAAUGGAUAACUUUCAACAUGACCAUAGAAUCAAUGGGAUAACUCGAAGGGAGAUUAAAUCUCUUUCACCUAGAAAGGACCUUCUAGAAGAGUUACCUAAAAGAAGGGAUCAGCCAGAUUUUAGAUCAGAAUCAAUCCUGAGGCAAGAUUUUAUUCCAUCAUCCAUCUCUUACCAAAAUCUUGAGAGCUCUCAAACUCUUCAACCAAAUCCCACAGAACUUCCAAAGAAGAAUUCUUGCUUUUUACAAAGCUCUACUUCAAAGAAACAUAUCGCUUUGCCAAAAUAAGUUCAUACAGAAGUUUGAUUGCCUGUCUCCCAAGCCAAGCUUGGACCAACUUCAGAAGAACAAGUUAAAAAUUGUGAGGAAAAAUAAGAGACCAAAGCCUAAGGAUUAUCUACCUGGCUACCAGAGACAUCAAGAAGAAAACAAGAGCCGGAAUCCUCCUCAAAGGCAGAGCUUAGAGGGUGCACCUCUCAAGGCUGGGCUGAGCACACCUCAGAGGGUACAGCAACUAGAUACACCUUGCUUUGGGGAGAAAAGGACGCUUACUUCUCUACAAAAUAACUCUACUGUUGGCAAUCUGAUGCAUUAACUUACUGGGAUUGUAGAGCAAGAAAAAUUUAGACGAUGCUUGCUAAAUUAUAAAUAUCA
Molecule: messenger RNA, 757 nt
Organism: Moneuplotes crassus
Lineage: Eukaryota; Ciliophora; Spirotrichea; Euplotida; Euplotidae
Source: the annotation of a GenBank genome assembly